AUGUCUCCAGUGCCUGACAACCUAACCACGGGGUCAAAGUCAUCACUAACAGCACAAUCUCUGCAGCAGCAAUCUACCCAGCAGAUUGAUUACUCGCGAUACGUUCGACGAUUCUCCUCAGCAUUAGAAUGCGGGUCGUCUUAUUGCAAAGAACUUGGUUGUCGGGAGCACUUCCACUGUCUAGAUUGCAGCGGGCGGGUGUUUGUCAAAAAAGAGGAGAUGAUCCGCCACUUCAAAUGGCACAAAAAGCGCGACGAAUCCCUGCAACACGGUUUUAUGCGAUAUUCCCCAACAGACGAUUGUUCCGAACGUCACCCAAUGAGAAGCUGUCCUCACAAUAGGAAGCAAACACAUUACCAUUGCAUCCAUGACAACUGCGACAAGGUCUACAUCUCUACAUCUGACGUCCAGAUGCAUGCUAACUACCACCGCAAGGAUUCUGCAAUCAUCCAGGAAGGAUUCCAGCGGUUUCGCGCAACGGAGACUUGCGCGACUGAUUACUGUCCGUUUGUAGGUCAAAGAACCACUCACUUCCACUGCAGAAGGUCCAACUGCAGGUAUACUUUCAAGAACAAAGCCGAUAUGGACAAGCACAAGUCCUACCACAUCAAAGACGAGCAACUUUCUAGGGACGGAUUUAAAAAAUUCAUGAAAUCUGAAGCUUGUCCAUAUGAGCAGUGCAGGUUUUCUCGAGUUUGUAAUCAUAUCCACUGCAUCAGGCCUCACUGCAGCUACGUGCUUCAUUCUUCUGGUCAGUUGUUCUCCCACAAACGCAAGCACGAGCGGCAUGACUCGGAACUGGCUUACAGAAAGUACAAGCAAGUUGGUCCCAGUGGAAGACCAAUGAAUUGGGAGGAAUUAGCAGGCUCCAGUGUGUUGAGCAUGAACGGCGAGAGUUCCAACGAAGAGCGAGCUUCUCCUAGCUUCUAUUCCCUGGAAGACUCCUUCCAAAGCGCGAGUGACCUGGCGAUGGAUCUAACAGCGACCAACAUGAGCACGUUAGCCAGUUCCACCUCGAUGGAGCAGCCUAGCUCGCCGGGAGCUUCAACAGGAACUGGUCUGACGGCUUCAGAGCUUACUUACCUAGCUCCAGCUUCAGCAGAGUGUCCUUGCAAUCACCGGAGUGAUCACUUCCACUGUGCGUUGGACGGAUGUGGUGCUACGCUUCGAGACCCCAGAGAAGUUAGGGAGCAUCUGAGGGAGCACGAGACCCAGGAGCGGAUUACUGAUGCGUACUUCGACGAAGGAACCUGCGAAGACUGCCCUUAUGCUGAUAAGGAGAAGCACUAUCACUGCAACUGGGAUAAUUGUAAGGAAGUCAUCCUGGCGACUGACAAACCCUUCAGGAGGUUGCAGCACUACAAGAUCCAUGAGUACACGAGGCAGCUGAAUUUGAAUAGUUCCACCCAGAUCCUUUCCUCUGAUGUGACGCUGACACAUUUGACUAACAUUGAUGCGAUGUUCAGGAGGAAGCGUGGUAGGCCGCCCAAGAAUCGGGUUAUAGAAAUCUGGUCUGGAGGCGGAGACUCAUCAAGUCACACUCAAGAUUCGCCUCAGGCGAUCUUUACGAGCUUCAAGCUUCCUAAGCCAACUCCUGGUCCUAGUCCUAGUCCCAUAGCACUCAGCCUUGGUCCCAGUCCAGUCCAAUCCUUGGUUCAAGAUGAUGAAGACAGUGAAGACAGCACCGAACCCGAGGGAUUUGCUACCUAUAAUCCUGACUCCUGUCCUGAUCCAAGUUGUGUGAUUCGUGGAACGAGACACCAUCACUGCUCCCAAGCCAGGUGCUUCUUUGCCACAGAUCGGGCUGAUCAGUUGCUGAUGCACAGCAAGGAUUUCCAUGAUAACGUUGAUAUUCUUCCCGGAUUCGCUUUCUAUGACAAAAUGGUUGAUUGUAGACUUCCUAGCUGUCACAGCAAUCGCGUUCAUCGGCAUUAUCAUUGCACUAGGAUGAAUUGCGCGUAUUCAUUUGUGAGGUAUUCAACUAUGGCGCAGCAUGAAAAGCAACACAUGGGCAUUAUCCAGGAACCAAUGGAAGUUCCAGAGUCUCAAGGUCAGAGUCAGAGUCAGAUGCUUGGGCAGAUUUGCCAGAUACCAGAGAAGCCCAGGAUCCAGGUGAAGAAUCCAUCAGAGCUGAUUGACAAGCCAGAAAUCUGUCAGGAUGAUUCAAGGUCCAUUAUUGAUGACAAAGACGACGCUAGUCCUGACACUAACAAAACAACUGAGCCUCCAGUUCCAUCAACCAGUUCUUCACCACACACCCUCUACGGACCAGACCAGAGUUGCAGCCGGCCGUUCUGCAAACUAAAGCGGAAAAACCACUACCACUGCAACGCUUGCAACCAAGCCUUCUCCGAACUGGACCGCCUGGUGGCGCACAUCGCUAAGCACUCUACCGGGGCGAUCCUGAGCCAACAACAGCACCCCGAGCUUCCGAACCUUCCGAACCCUCCGAACAUCCCCACGGACUACCUAACCCAGCUAUCCCAGCACAAACCGGAUUUCAUGACCCAGAACGUCCAAAUGCAGAACAUGCAGUACCAGAACAUCCGCCAGAUGUCCCAGCCCCAGCACCAACAAUCCCCCAUUAAAGAGAUCAAGCUAGAAAGCCCCAGACCCGAACCUCCCAGCCAAAUCAAACGCGAACCGACGGAAUCCCGCGAAGAACCCCAACCGGACAACCCCAAUGAGAACAACGGACACAUCCAGGUUCCUACCAGCAUGGCCCAACCAGUUCCAGGUGGGUUCGAAUUAGAUCUAAGCCACGGGUUCCACUUCCCCAGUCCCGCAGUGAUGGCCGCGAUGAACCAGCAGCUAGCUUUGAUGAACCAAGCGCUCCCGCCGUUUUUACAACAUGGCGGGAUGUACGCCAGUGCGCCUAGCUUGAUGUUCGCUCCAGCUAUACCACCUGGGAACUUCCUCCCGGGGAGGGACGACAACCCUCUAGCAUCCCUAGCGGCGAAUUUGAACCUAUCUAAGCGGUCCCUCUCUCCAUCAGACGCCAAUUCGAUGGAAGCUAAAAAGCAGCGGCUGCAUCACUCCAUGCGGAUGCUCAAGGACGAACCUGUUCCUGAUGGGUACGUUCGCUUUAGGUUCAAUGAAGACUGCAGGUACCCCCACUGCGGCUACCGCGAACACCAAACCCACUUCCACUGCAUGCGGCAAGAUUGUGGGUACUCCUUCUGCGACAAAACUAGGUUUGUUCAACACACUGCUAGGCACGAACGCUUGGACACCUUGAUGGGUAGCGAGUUCCAGCAGUACAGAGCUAAUGUUCCGUGUGGCAGAGCCAAUUGCGCUUACACUUCUUCUUUAGGUUCCAUGCAGAACAAGGCUUCACACUUCCAUUGCUUGAAGUGUGACUUUGUUUGCACUGAUACUAACAAAGUUGUCGCUCACAGGCGGCAGCACGCUAAGUUAGACAGCAUUGCUGCAGCUGGCUUCCAGAAAUUCACACCCAGUUUGCCCUGUGGCGCUGUUCAGUGCCAACAUUCUGGCAAACAAACGCAUUAUCAUUGUCUUCAGUGUCAAUACGCGGUUCUAGGACUCGCCCAAAUGUCCGCUCACAAGUACCGACACAUCGACGGCUAG
Cotesia congregata is the source of this 3588-nucleotide messenger RNA. The record is from the annotation of a GenBank genome assembly. NCBI's taxonomy places the organism in Eukaryota, Metazoa, Arthropoda, Insecta, Hymenoptera, Braconidae.